AUGUAUGAAAUGUAUCCAGACAAAGAUCUCCACUUCCUGUGCAGGACGUGUAUACAGAAUGUUUAUCAAAGGACAAUUCACAGAGACCCCGGACUGGGAGAUGAGAGAGAGGAGGAGGUGGAGGGAUCAGAUCCUGAGAUCCCCACAGAUCUGCAGAGCAUUGCUCUGUCCUAUCUAAUAUGCUCAGAGAGUCUGCGGUUUGUAGCGAAGGCGACGAUAAUGAAUAACACAGAGGUAUUCGCUCCAGUGGGCGACGCGGGGCCCUUCGCCAUGCGGGGCCACAAGCAGCGCUGUAUGUCUGCCAUGGAGCCAGUCACCUCCACUGACGGGGAUUUUAAGGAUGAAGAACAGGACCGCUUCCUGGGCGUUCCGCUCCGCCGGUACUGCCCCACGCGGAGCUCCGCCCACAUCCGCGACUCCUUCCGUAGACACAGCUGGGAGCCGGGGAAGAGGCUGCAAGAGGAGGAGUCUAACUAUGAUGAGCUCAGCCUCAGCCUGAAGGGCCUGGACCCGGAGGAGAUCGAGGAGGCCAUGGGCUACCGGAGGGACCCGCGCCGCACUCCCAUCACCUGCAGCAACGACGAGCUGGAGAACCUGCUGCUGAUGCGGGGGGAGGACGUGGAGGUGACGCAGGAGGAACACGCCAAGAGGCUGCGGGCCUACCUGUCCUCCCAGAACUACGUGUUCAACGCGCUCUCCAAGUCCGUCUCCAUGACCGGGAUCGACCACUGCUACCCUGACGAUGUGUCCCUCUACUCUCACGGACAGCGCCUGACUAAUGG
This is a messenger RNA of Nanorana parkeri, 782 nucleotides long. RefSeq lists its product as uncharacterized. Lineage: Eukaryota; Metazoa; Chordata; Amphibia; Anura; Dicroglossidae. The record is from RefSeq and is a predicted model, not a curated record. The annotation marks the transcript as partial. The transcript has 6 exons.